Molecule: messenger RNA, 1685 nt
Organism: Ornithorhynchus anatinus (platypus)
Lineage: Eukaryota; Metazoa; Chordata; Mammalia; Monotremata; Ornithorhynchidae
Gene: PPP6C
Product: protein phosphatase 6 catalytic subunit
Exons: 7
Coding region: 67-984 (305 amino acids)
Biological process (GO): G1/S transition of mitotic cell cycle; peptidyl-serine dephosphorylation
Cellular component (GO): cytoplasm
Molecular function (GO): protein serine/threonine phosphatase activity
Source: RefSeq, a predicted model, not a curated record
CGGGAAGUGACGUGUGGCGGCUUCCGGCUUCGCCCCCCGCCGCCGCCUCAGGUUGUUAUUCCCAAAAUGGCGCCCCUGGACUUGGAUAAGUACGUGGAGAUCGCGCGGCUCUGCAAGUACCUGCCGGAGAACGACCUCAAGCGGUUAUGUGAUUACGUUUGUGACCUGCUGUUGGAAGAGUCAAAUGUUCAGCCCGUAUCUACACCAGUUACAGUCUGUGGAGACAUACAUGGACAGUUCUAUGACCUCUGUGAACUGUUCAGGACUGGAGGGCAGGUUCCUGAUACAAACUACAUAUUUAUGGGUGAUUUUGUAGACAGAGGAUACUAUAGUCUGGAGACCUUCACUUACCUCCUUGCACUAAAGGCUAAAUGGCCUGAUCGUAUUACACUCUUACGAGGAAAUCAUGAGAGUAGACAGAUAACACAGGUGUAUGGAUUUUAUGAUGAGUGCCAAACCAAAUAUGGAAAUGCUAAUGCUUGGAGAUACUGUACCAAAGUCUUUGACAUGCUCACAGUAGCAGCUUUAAUAGACGAACAGAUUCUGUGUGUACAUGGCGGUCUGUCUCCGGAUAUCAAAACACUGGAUCAAAUUCGAACCAUCGAACGGAAUCAGGAAAUUCCUCAUAAAGGAGCAUUUUGUGACCUCGUUUGGUCUGAUCCUGAGGAUGUGGAUACUUGGGCAAUCAGUCCACGGGGAGCAGGUUGGCUUUUUGGAGCAAAGGUCACAAAUGAGUUCGUUCACAUCAACAAUUUAAAACUCAUCUGCCGAGCACAUCAGUUAGUCCACGAAGGUUAUAAAUUUAUGUUCGAUGAGAAGCUGGUGACAGUAUGGUCUGCUCCUAAUUACUGCUACCGUUGUGGAAAUAUUGCGUCAAUCAUGGUCUUCAAAGAUGUAAAUACAAGAGAACCAAAGUUAUUCCGGGCAGUUCCAGAUUCAGAACGUGUAAUUCCUCCUAGAACAACUACGCCGUAUUUCCUUUGAGGCCUUCACCCAAACUGCUGACCCUUUUCCCGUCCUCUUUUUCCCCCCGGUUUCCUUGUAUUACCCCUUUACAGUAUACUUUUUAUUGAGCACUUUGCUGCUGAAAUGCUGCCUCUUGCCUUUUUUUUUUUAUUUUAAAUUAUCUAAAUUUAUUGUGUACUAUGGUGUUUAGAGCAAUAUUUCUAUUGAUUUCCUCCCCAUUCCAUCCCCACCUUGGACUCAUUUAAGAAGAUUUGGGAAUCGUCUUAACACUCACUGCUGCAUGUAGCUCUUGCUUAUUAGUCAUUAAGGGAAGACAGGAUGUUUUUCCUUUCUCAAAAAGCCAAUUAAAGAUCCGACUGCACCAAAAUACUCAAUUAUUAUUAUUCCCCCCCCCCCCCAGUCUCAUUCAGCCGUCUGAUUUAGUUGGGUAAGUUUUAAGAAAUUUCAGCAGCAAAGUAGUUUUUUCAGUGGGCACGAUGGACUGUAAAUGCCUCUGCGUUGUGUACACCCGUCCCAGCUGUAAACUUCGUUGUCCUUUGUUGGAUGAUAUUUUAAGUGGUUAUAAAAUAAAUUGGUCUAAAGGGCUGCCCUCUUUGUUGUUUUUUUAAAUUCAGAUUAGAAUACAAAAACUGCUACGGCUCGUGACUUUGUACAUUAAGAUGAUUGUACUGAUCUUUUACAGAUUCCUUGUAUUUUUAAUAAAGUCCUCUUAAAUAAAA